Cyprinus carpio (common carp) is the source of this 1176-nucleotide messenger RNA. RefSeq lists its product as uncharacterized. Bases 1 to 972 code for a protein of 323 amino acids. The record is from RefSeq and is a predicted model, not a curated record. The transcript is spliced from 6 exons. Gene Ontology annotation, molecular function: protein binding. Lineage: Eukaryota; Metazoa; Chordata; Actinopteri; Cypriniformes; Cyprinidae.
AUGGGAGGCGUCUUUGAUUUUUCUGAGCAGAUGCCACCUGAGAUCCUGAGACAUAUCCUCUUGAAUGUGGUCAAAGAAGAUGGAGAUGUGGCCUUCUUCAGACUGUCUCUGACGUGCUGGCUUUUCCAUGAUGUUGUUUGUGACGCAUCAUUCAGAAAAGACGCUCAUUUAGCCUGGCUUGACAGUGUUGUCGGACUUAGUGCAUACUCCAGUGACUACAAGGAGAUGUACAGAGUGCCAUAUAAAAAAAUAUUUUUCUUGAUGUGGAUGUACGGAUCUCAAAACAUUAUCAUCGCUAAAAUCGAUGGGAAAACUCAGGCAGUCUCAUUAUAUGAUGUUGAUGAUGGGAGGUUUGAAGACAGACUGCAGCUGGACAAUAAGACUGGAUCUCUGAGCAUCAGUGACAUCAGAACCAAACACUCUGGAGAUUAUCAUCUAAAGAUCAUCAACGAGACCUUCCUCAAGACAUUCAGUGUUACUGUCCAUGAUGUGAUUUUUGCAGGGUUAGAAAACAAGAAAGAAGGAGAUUCUGUUACUCUACACACUGGUGUUACUGAUUCACAGAAACAUGAUCUAAUACAAUGGACAUUUGGACCUACAAAUCCAGACAGUCUUGUAGCUGAAAUGAACAUUAAGAUUCAUGAGAUCACACUGAAUUCAGAUGAUAUAUACAGAGGGAGACUACAUCUGGAAAAUCAGACGGGAUCUCUCACCAUCAGAGACAUCAGAACCUCAGACGCUGGAGUUUAUCAACUACAGAUCUCCAACAGUAAAGAGACACUAUAUAAGAGAUUCAAUGUUUUUGUCGCUGUUCCAGAUCCGGGUCUGUCCACUGGUUAUAUUGUGCUCAUUUGUCUUUGUGUCCCGCUGUUAGUGGCUGUAGCUUUGGGUGUGAUGUGCUACAUAAAAUACUUGAAAAAAAGCAAAAAGGUGAGUGUUAUCUACAGUAAAUAUAGGAGUAGAAUUGUUUAAAAGAGUAAUUAGUUACCAUGUUUUUCUACAAGACUGAACCACAAUUUGUUUAAUUCAAAGCCUAGGAUUGUUAAAGAAGCCAACAAUUUAGCAGAAGAAAAUCUACUUUUUGUGUGACAAACAGUUUUGGAAUUCUUCUUGUUCUUAGUGAAGAAAGAUUAAAGGAAGUUGUAACACCCUAGAAAUGCAUUUAAAAAGUGACUU